Messenger RNA from Colossoma macropomum (tambaqui), 1849 nucleotides. RefSeq names its product lipase, member Ia (gene lipia). Lineage: Eukaryota; Metazoa; Chordata; Actinopteri; Characiformes; Serrasalmidae. The record is from RefSeq and is a predicted model, not a curated record. The transcript has 11 exons. The coding region runs from base 137 to 1510 and encodes 457 amino acids. Gene Ontology annotation, molecular function: lipase activity; carboxylic ester hydrolase activity. Gene Ontology annotation, biological process: lipid metabolic process.
AAGAGGAGGAGCUGAGAGAGACACGGUCACGUCAGCUGAGCUCCAGCUCCUUCACCAUUUCCUGUAGUGUGGAUUGACUGUCAGUAACAAUCAGCCACUUCUCUGUGAGAGUGAAGGACCUGCGCUCCUCUUCACGAUGCUCUGCAGGUCGUCCCAUUGCUGCUGGCUUUUAGCCAUGAUGUUCGCAUCAUUUGCAGUGUGCAAAGCUCAGCCAUGUGAGAACAUCACCGAUCUCGACCUCAAACACUCCAUCAUUGGAUCGACUCUCCAAGUCCGGCUUCUGCUCUACACUCGGGUUAAUGCCAACUGUGGCCACCUGCUCAACUCAGAAGACCCCUUCAGUGAGCCUUUACUGAACGUGACUCGUCCCACCAUCUUCAUCAUCCACGGCUACCGGCCCACCGGCUCUCCACCGAUCUGGAUGAACUGGGUGGUGGAGGCCAUCCUGACUCGUGAAGACGUCAACAUCAUCGUGGUGGACUGGAACCGAGGGGCCACCAACAUCAACUACCUGAAAGUGGUGGAGAACACACGGCAAGUGGCCGAAAUCCUGACCGACUUCAUCCGGAAGCUGCAGGAUAAAGAUGUGUCUCUCAGCUCCAUCCACAUGAUUGGAGUGAGUCUGGGGGCUCAUAUCUCAGGAUUCACUGGGGCUAAAUUUAACGGCAGCAUCGGCAGAAUCACAGCUCUGGACCCUGCAGGCCCGUCCUUCACGGGGAAGCCUCCAGAAGACCGCCUGGACCAGACUGACGCUCAGUUCGUAGAUGUUCUGCACACAGACAUGGACUCUCUUGGGUUUCGGAAACCACUGGGCCACAUUGACUUCUACGCGAAUGGCGGAGCGGAUCAGCCGGGCUGUCCAAAAACCAUCUUCUCAGGUUCAAAAUAUUUUAAGUGUGACCACCAGAGGUCAGUGUUCCUCUUUCUUGGCUCUCUGAACAAGACCUGCCCCAUCACCGCCUAUCCCUGCUCCAAUUACUCUGACUUCUUAGACGGGAAGUGUUUGAACUGUACGCAGUUCGGGUCAGCCGGUUGUCCAGUCUUUGGUUAUGAUGUGAUUAAGUGGAAGGAGUCGCUGGUGAAGAUGGACCAGACGAUGACAUAUUUUACUACAAAUAAAGAAAUUCCAUUCUGCAAAACUGGUUACAAGGUUGAUAUUUUGACCUGGAACUCAGAAGCACGAUGGGGCUACAUAAGCAUCACUUUACGAAAAGGAGACCAGGAGACAAUGGCUGAAAUCGAUCACAAGCCUUAUAAAUUUGAGCAGUACACUGAGACCAGCCUGCUGGCGCAGUUCAACAGAGAUGUCCAGCCUGCUGAGAAAAUCACUCUGAAAUACAGAACAGGGAACGUGUUUGGACCUCGAUAUAAACUCCGCGUUCUCCGCAUACGCCUCACUCCUCUCCGCCUGGAGCCCAAACUGGGACCCGUGUGUCGCUUUGACCUUCUACUGUUGGAGAACAAAGAAGUGACCUUCAGGCCGAUUCCAUGUGAGAACUCCAACUUCUGACCGGAACACUAAACACGGACAGUUUCUGUUUCUGUUUCUGUAGAGACUCUAAGCUCUUCAGCUACUGAGGAGCUUCAUAAAACUUCACGGAUUCAGAAGGAAAACCGAGUAUUCCACUUUUUGUUCCUCUGGUUCGGAGGCUGUGAUUCAUUCUGAAGCUAUAUCUUUUAUAUUCACUCCUGAUCCUUUAAAGCUAAUGUAAAUAAACCUUUCUUUGUAUUUCUAUUUUCCUCCAGCUUUAUAUUUGGCAGGUGAGUUUAUCAGGGUGCAGGUAGCAUUUCAUUCUGACCACCUCCUUGUUUCUAUGCUCAUUGUCCAUUUUAUCAGCUCCACUUACUA